GCCGUGGGCCGCAGGAGGCCUGGUGCACCUGGCGCACCCCGGCCCGCCCCGCCCCUCACCAAGUACCUGGCGCCGGUGUCAGUCCCCGACCCUCCCGUCCUCCUCGGAGGGCCCCCGCUGCUCCACGCCGGUCUCCGGAUCCCGGGGCCCCUGCUCCGCGGUCCUCGGCCCCCAGCCACCCCACCGGGCCCGUGACGGGACUCCCAACGCCGCCGGCCGCGCCCGCCGCCCUCCGGCCAGGAAUCUCCGACUUCCGCCGUGGGGCCGGGCUGGUGUCCACCUCGUCAUGCCCUCGCUCGGGGACCUGGUGCGCGACUGGCACCGGGGCGCGCAGGCUGUGGCGCGUGGGGACUGGGACUGCGCCCUGCGCCUCUUCUCGAGCGUCCCGGAGCCGCCCGCCAGGAUGAGCUUCAACGUGGGCUGCGUGCACCUGCUAGCCGGGGACCCGGAGGCCGCGCUGCGGGCAUUUGACCAGGCAGUGACCAAGGAUGCCUGCAUGGCUGUUGGCUUCUUCCAGCGAGGAGUGGCCAACUUCCAGCUGGAGAGGUUCCGGGAGGCCCUGUCCGACUUCCAGCGGACCCUGGCACAGCUGAGGGACAACGCCGCCAUCGACUACACCCAGCUGGGCCUGCGGUUCAAGCUGCAGGCCUGGGAGGUGCUCUUCAGUGUGGCUGCAGUGCAGAGCCAGCUGGGGCUCUGGGCGGAGGCCACCCGCAGCCUAGAGGAAGCCAUCUCCAAGGGGCCGGAAGGGGCCCGCGAUGACCUGGACAUCGCCCUGGGCCAAGUGCAGAAACAGGUCCCCCUGCAGCCUCGGCAGGUCCCCAGGGGUGAGGUCUUCCGGCCGCACAGGCGGCACCUGGCGCACCUGGAGCCCGUGGAUUUCCUGGGCAAGGCCAAGGUGGUGGCCUCCGCCAUCCCUGACGGCCCGCACGAGGACGCCCGGCCUCAGCAGCCACAGGCUCUCUACGCACGUGGUGAAGCCAGGCCUGGGGCUGCCGAACGGGCCCGUGACACAGGCCCCUCCGGACCUGGUACCCGCUGUGGCCCCAGGACGCCCCUUGAUGCGGAGAUGGAGGUCAGCUCUGGCCAGGCUGGGCGGGCUGACCAUGGCACACUGGUCACCAAUGAUGAGCAGGCUGUCUUGCAGGCCAUGCCCCUCACCACUGGCUCUGCUCGGACAGUGUCUGGGCACCGCCCCCGACGAGCUCCAGGCCCAGGGAAAGCUACGUCCACCCUCAGGGCCCCACCCCAGCCCGGCAGAGCCCCAGCCUGUGGCUUUCCUUGCAGAGGCCCCACGUGGAGCAAGUUGGCCAGCAGGUCCCUCCAGGGCGUGGCUGCAGGGGGCCCCGAGUCCUUGGUGACCGUCACAGUGCGGUGCACCUUCACCCUGGCCCUGAGGGCCCCAAGAGGAGCUGACCUGUCCAGCCUGCGGGCCCUCAUGAGCCAGGCCCUCCCUCCCCAGGCCCAGAGUGGGCAGCUCAGUUACCGAGACCCUAGUGACAGCGGGGGCUGGGUGCCCCUCACCGGGGAGGAGGCACUGCAGAGGGCCUGGCAGAGGGCUGCCGGCCCUGGGGAGCUGCGGCUACAGUGCCAGGGAGUGGGCGGCCGGCCUGUCCUCUACCAGGUGGUGGCCCGGCACGGCUACUCCGCCCAGGGGCCCGAGGACCUGGCCCUGCAGCCGGGAGACACCGUGGAUGUCCUGUGCGAAGUGGACCAGGCGUGGCUGGAGGGCCACUGUGACGGCCGCAUCGGUAUCUUCCCCAAGUGCUUCGUGGUCCUGGCCAUCCGGCGCACAUGAGGAGCUUGGCGCUAAGAAGUCCGUGGCAAGGAGGGUUUAAUAAAGGCGAUC
This is a messenger RNA of Eubalaena glacialis (North Atlantic right whale), 1849 nucleotides long. RefSeq names its product NADPH oxidase activator 1 (gene NOXA1). Lineage: Eukaryota; Metazoa; Chordata; Mammalia; Artiodactyla; Balaenidae. The record is from RefSeq and is a predicted model, not a curated record. Gene Ontology annotation, molecular function: protein binding; superoxide-generating NADPH oxidase activator activity. Bases 287 to 1798 code for a protein of 503 amino acids. The transcript has 13 exons. Gene Ontology annotation, biological process: superoxide anion generation.